Molecule: messenger RNA, 1572 nt
Organism: Strigops habroptila (Kakapo)
Lineage: Eukaryota; Metazoa; Chordata; Aves; Psittaciformes; Psittacidae
Gene: ISOC2
Product: isochorismatase domain containing 2
Exons: 6
Coding region: 930-1514 (194 amino acids)
Cellular component (GO): cytoplasm
Source: RefSeq, a predicted model, not a curated record
GGGGUGCUGCGGCAGCCGGCUCAGCCCCAGCACCCCCCGCAGCAUGAUGGUAGCGACCCGCGCGCGCAUGGCCGGGGUGUGCGGCAUGGAGCGGGUCAGGAACGGGCCCAGCACGGCCCCCAGAGCCUCGGCCGCCGCCGGGGAGCACAGGACGCAGCCAGAGACCCGCCAUGGGGCCCCCCAUAGGACCCCCCAUAGGACCCUGAGCAGCGCCCACGGCAGCCACCGCAUCGCGGGGGGACCUCAGGCCACGCCCACUGCCGGAGACCACGCCCACACAGCGCAUAAUGAGUCCGAACCUUCCAUAUUAGGCAAAUGGUACCCGCCCUCCGUCGCUAGGCCACGCCCACAAGGGCGGGGAUUGCCGAAGCCAACGAGGGAUUGCCGAAGCUAAAGGCGGGGAUUGCCGAAGCCGAGGGCGGGGAUUGCCGAAACUGAAGGCGUGGAUUGCCGAAGCCAAGGGCGGAGAUUGCCGAAGCCAAGGUGGGGGAUUGCCGAAGCUAGAGGCGGGAAUUGCCGAAGCCGAGGGCGGGGAUUGCCGAAGCUAAAGGCGGGGAUUGCCGAAGCUGAAAGCGGGGAUUGCCGAAACCAAGGGCAGAGAUCGCCGAAGUUAAAGGCGGGGAUUGCCGAAGCCAAGGGCGGGGAUUGCCGAAGCCAAGAGCGGGGAUCGCCGAAGCCAAGGGCGGAGAUCGCCGAAGCUAAAGGCGGGGAUUGCCGAAGCUGAAGGCGGGGAUUGCCGAAGCUGAAGGCGGGGAUUGCCGAAGCCACACCGCCUCUUGGCCACGCCCCCAGAUCCGGAAGUCCCGCCUCCUCCGCUCUGUCCCCGCUCACUCCGAGGCGGUUGCCGAAGCGUGACCGGCGGCCAAUCAGCGGCGGCUCCGCGGCUGUUCGCAGCGCACACGUGUGCUCAUGCGUGUCCAGGCGUGCCCAUGGCCCGGCUCGGCCGCCUCUGCCCGUCCCGCUCCGUGCUGCUCCUGUGUGACCUGCAGGAGCGCUUCCGGCCCAUCAUCCACUGCUUCCCGCAGGUCGUCAGCGCCGCCGCCCGCGUCCGGCAGGGCUGCCAGGCGCUGGGGGUGCCGGUGCUGGUGACUGAGCAGCGCCCGGAGGUGCUUGGUCCCACCGUGCCCGAGCUGGGGGUGCAGGACCUGCCCAAGCACCCCAAGACCUCCUUCAGCAUGUUGGUCCCCCCCGUGCAGGCCGAGCUGCGUGCCCGGCCCCAGCUCAGCGCCGCCAUCCUCUGCGGCAUCGAGGCCCAGCAAACAACACUGGAUCUACUGGAGCAGGGCCUGGAUGUGCAUGUGGUGGUGGAUGCCUGCUCCUCGCGCAGCCCCAUGGACCGGGCGGUGGCGCUGGGGCGGCUGCAGCAAAGCGGCGCCUUCCUGACGACGAGCGAGAGUGUCCUGCUGCUGCUGCUGCGCGACUGCGCCCACCCCUGCUUCCGGCAGGUGCUGCAGCUGAUCAAGGAGCAGGUUCCCGGCAGGGAGCUGCUAAUGGGGGGGCCGGGGGGGCUCUGAGCGACCCCUCCAAAACACCCCCCGCAUAGGGGGCAAUAAAUGCUGCCCCCCCCCAAGA